GUGAAGCAACCUAUCUUCUCUGCUCUGGGGAGUGCGGAAGACACAGGGCUGUAAGAGAGAGAGAGAGAGAGAGAGGGAGAGAGAGAGAGGCGGAGUGGGGAAGUUUCAAUUUAAAAAGACAAUUGGAUUGACUGCCCUCAGACUUGCACUGCGACCAUGGGGCUGGGAAGAGGAAAGGAUGCCUACAAGCUGGCGGCGACCUCCGAUGGCGGGGACAAGAAGAAGAAAGGGGAGAAGGAUAUGGAGGAGCUGAAGAAAGAAGUCGAUCUGGAUGAUCACAAGCUAACCCUGGAUGAACUGCACAGAAAAUACGGAACCGACUUGAACAGGGGUCUUACCUCCACCAGAGCAAAAGAGAUCCUGGCCCGAGAUGGCCCGAAUGCCCUCACACCUCCUCCCACGACGCCUGAAUGGGUCAAGUUCUGCAGACAGCUGUUUGGCGGUUUCUCCAUGCUGCUGUGGAUUGGUGCUAUCCUCUGCUUCCUGGCUUACGGUAUCCAGGCUGCAUCUGAAGACGAACCGGCAAAUGAUAAUUUGUACCUCGGAGUUGUGCUUUCUGCUGUCGUCAUCAUCACUGGUUGCUUCUCAUACUACCAAGAGGCAAAGAGCUCAAAGAUCAUGGAGUCCUUCAAGAACCUGGUCCCACAGCAAGCCCUGGUCGUCCGUGACGGUGAGAAGAAGAGCAUAAACGCCGAGGAGGUGGUAGCUGGAGAUCUGGUAGAGGUGAAAGGUGGUGACAGGAUCCCUGCUGAUCUGAGAAUCAUCUCCGCCCACGGCUGCAAGGUUGACAACUCUUCCCUCACUGGUGAAUCAGAGCCCCAGACUCGUUCUCCGGACUUCUCCAAUGACAACCCACUGGAGACCAGGAAUAUUGCUUUCUUCUCCACCAACUGCGUUGAAGGUACCGCCAAAGGAAUCGUCAUCAACACUGGAGACCGUACCGUCAUGGGUCGUAUCGCCACCCUGGCUUCCAGUCUGGGGGCCGGCAAAACUCCCAUCGCCAUUGAGAUCGAGCAUUUCAUCCACAUCAUCACCGGCGUGGCCGUCUUCCUGGGUGUCUCUUUCUUCAUCCUGUCCCUCAUCCUUGGAUAUGGAUGGCUGGAGGCCGUCAUCUUCCUCAUCGGUAUCAUUGUCGCCAACGUGCCAGAAGGUCUCCUGGCUACUGUCACUGUGUGUCUGACCCUGACUGCCAAGCGUAUGGCCAAGAAGAACUGCCUGGUGAAGAACCUGGAAGCCGUGGAGACCCUGGGCUCCACCUCCACCAUCUGCUCCGACAAGACCGGCACCCUGACCCAGAACAGGAUGACGGUGGCCCACAUGUGGUUCGACAACCAGAUCCACGAGGCCGACACCACUGAGAACCAGAGCGGAGCCAGUUUCGACAGGAGUUCAACCACCUGGGCCGCUCUGUCCAGAGUCGCCGGACUCUGCAACCGAGCUGUGUUCUUGGCUGAGCAGUCCAACGUUCCCAUCCUGAAGAGAGACGUAGCCGGUGACGCCUCAGAGGCCGCCCUGCUGAAGUGUAUUGAGCUGUGCUGUGGCUCCGUUAACGGCAUGAGGGAUAAAUAUACAAAGAUUGCUGAGAUCCCCUUCAACUCCACCAACAAAUACCAGCUUUCUGUCCACAAGAACACAACCCCUGGAGAAACCAAGCACCUGCUGGUGAUGAAAGGCGCCCCGGAGAGGAUCCUGGACCGCUGCUCCACCAUCAUGAUCCAGGGCAAAGAGCAGCCUCUGGACGACGAGAUGAAAGACGCUUUCCAGAACGCUUACGUCGAGCUGGGAGGACUUGGAGAGAGAGUGCUGGGUUUCUGCCACUUCAACCUGCCUGAUGACCAGUUCCCCGAAGGCUUCGCUUUCGACACAGACGAGGUGAACUUCCCCACCGAGAACCUGUGCUUCGUCGGCCUCAUGUCCAUGAUCGACCCCCCUCGUGCCGCCGUGCCCGACGCUGUGGGCAAAUGCAGGAGCGCUGGAAUCAAGGUUAUCAUGGUCACAGGCGAUCAUCCGAUCACAGCUAAGGCCAUCGCUAAGGGUGUGGGUAUCAUCUCUGAAGGCAACGAGACCGUUGAAGACAUUGCUGCACGCCUGAAUGUUCCAGUUUCAGAGGUCAACCCCAGGGACGCCAAGGCCUGCGUUGUGCACGGCGGUGAGCUCAAAGACCUGAGCGCAGAGCAGCUCGACGACAUCCUGAGCCACCACACUGAGAUAGUUUUUGCCAGAACUUCCCCUCAGCAGAAGCUGAUUAUUGUGGAAGGUUGCCAGAGACAGGGAGCCAUUGUGGCCGUGACAGGUGACGGUGUGAACGACUCUCCAGCUUUGAAGAAGGCCGACAUCGGCGUUGCCAUGGGUAUCGCCGGGUCCGACGUCUCCAAGCAGGCCGCCGACAUGAUCCUGCUGGACGACAACUUCGCCUCCAUCGUUACCGGGGUGGAAGAAGGCCGUCUGAUCUUUGAUAACCUGAAGAAGUCCAUCGCCUACACUCUGACCAGUAACAUCCCCGAGAUCUCCCCCUUCCUGCUCUUCAUCAUCGCCAACAUUCCUCUGCCCCUGGGAACCGUCACCAUCCUCUGUAUCGACCUGGGAACUGACAUGGUCCCCGCCAUCUCCCUGGCUUAUGAAGAAGCUGAGAGCGACAUCAUGAAAAGGCAGCCCAGAAACCCCAAAACAGACAAACUGGUGAACGAGAGGCUCAUCAGUAUAGCAUACGGACAAAUCGGUAUGAUGCAGGCCACAGCUGGCUUCUUCACAUAUUUUGUGAUCCUGGCUGAAAACGGUUUCCUCCCCAUGGACCUCCUGGGGAUCAGAGUCCUCUGGGACGACAAAUAUGUAAAUGACCUGGAAGACAGCUACGGGCAGCAAUGGACAUACGAGCGCAGAAAGAUCGUAGAGUUCACCUGCCACACGGCCUUCUUCGCCAGCAUCGUGAUCGUGCAGUGGGCCGAUCUGAUCAUCUGCAAGACCAGGAGGAACUCCAUCCUGCAGCAAGGAAUGAAGAACCGCAUCCUCAUCUUCGGACUCUUUGAGGAGACGGCUCUCGCUGCUUUCCUGUCAUACUGCCCGGGCAUGGACGUCGCCCUCAGAAUGUACCCGCUCAAGCCAUGCUGGUGGUUCUGCGCCUUCCCAUACUCCCUCCUCAUCUUCCUUUACGAUGAAGCCAGAAGAUACAUCCUCAGACGCAACCCAGGCGGUUGGGUGGAGCUAGAAACAUACUACUGAUUCAACAUGGAGGGGAAGUGUUUCGUCAUUAUUCACUGCCAUGUUACAUACCUGUUCGCUAGGCACCCCCUCCCCCCUUGUCCCCUAAAAAAAUGCAAAACAUGGAUAAAUUAAAGAUAUCUCGAUGUAUAUGUCAUUCACAAUCAAUAAAACAUUUCCACUGUA
Mugil cephalus (flathead mullet) is the source of this 3384-nucleotide messenger RNA. RefSeq names its product sodium/potassium-transporting ATPase subunit alpha-1. Gene Ontology annotation, molecular function: P-type sodium:potassium-exchanging transporter activity; ATP binding; ATP hydrolysis activity. The transcript is spliced from 23 exons. Lineage: Eukaryota; Metazoa; Chordata; Actinopteri; Mugiliformes; Mugilidae. The record is from RefSeq and is a predicted model, not a curated record. Gene Ontology annotation, cellular component: membrane. The coding region runs from base 157 to 3219 and encodes 1020 amino acids. Gene Ontology annotation, biological process: potassium ion import across plasma membrane; proton transmembrane transport; sodium ion export across plasma membrane.